Molecule: messenger RNA, 5218 nt
Organism: Eublepharis macularius
Lineage: Eukaryota; Metazoa; Chordata; Lepidosauria; Squamata; Eublepharidae
Gene: RECQL4
Product: RecQ like helicase 4
Exons: 25
Coding region: 79-4365 (1428 amino acids)
Biological process (GO): telomere maintenance; double-strand break repair via homologous recombination; DNA replication
Cellular component (GO): cytoplasm; chromosome; nucleus
Molecular function (GO): nucleic acid binding; zinc ion binding; 3'-5' DNA helicase activity
Source: RefSeq, a predicted model, not a curated record
GGGAGCUGGGCGCGCGGGAGGGAAGAAGAAUCCUGUCCGGCUGGAGGGUCAGUUUUUGGAAGCCUCUCUAAGGAAGCUAUGGAUAGAUGCAGUGAGGUUAAAUUGCUACUGAAAAAAUGGGAGGCUUUGUUUUUUCAAGAGCAUCAAAAGAGACCAACCAAGGCUGAUGCUGAAGAAGCUCCUGAAGAGAUUAAAAAAUUGUACAGAGAGUACAAAAUGCUGAAGCAAGCCAAGGGCUCUGAAUUGGAGGUGAUUUGCCAGCACAGGACUCAGGACCCUCCUACUGCUGAAGAGAUACCUGGCUCAGGUUCCUGGGGUACGCACCUGAAUCGAGGCAAGGUGAUUCCUAAACUGACCCCCAAAGCUCAAGACAUACUCCAGUCUUCUGUGCAGUAUUUUGGGAUGAAGCUGAAACACAACCUGGGAGCAGCUAUUAAGGAGCAUCCUGUAACCUUAAGAAGGUCCCUCACUCCCAGGAGGAAGUCAGCCACAUUGUCACAGAAGGACUUGCACCAAACCUCCAAGGCCGUGCCUUCCAAAACUCCAGAGGCUUCUUCGUUGACGCAUAGCCUGGAUGAGUUGCCUGGCCCCGAUGCUGAAGAACUUGCAGGCCUCUUUCCUUCCUUUCUGGGGCCAACUCCUGCCAAGCUCCCCUCCUCUGAUCCGAAGCCAAGAUUGCCGUCGCUGGAUAGAUUUCAGGAGCUGAAACAGACGGUGGCCAAGCGGCUGAGCAGCCUGGAUGCCGGGUGGCUGGACAGGUGCCAGGGGGCAAACCUGCAUCCUACGGGGGGACUAAAAGAAGACUGCUGUCCUGGGGGAACCAGCGGAGCAGCUCAAAGCCAGGGAUCACUAGAACGCACUUCCAUGGGAAAUGUUCCUCCCUUCCAUAGUGGGGAGAGAGAGCUGGGAACAUACAGUAAUUCUCCCAGAGGACACUGCCAAGAAGACUUCCUGAAAGGGAAGCCCCUCUGCCAAGGUGUUGCAGACGAGCGCAGGCCAAGUGUGCAAGAUAGCCAAGCUGUAGGUGUGAUGCCAAGCAAAGAGGGGACAAGCUCAGCAAUCACUGAAAGCAGCACCGUGUCUUCCGGUGUCAAGCAUAUUCACAGUAAACUGGAUCCCACUCAGAAAACAGACGUGCAGCCUCUGAAGGAAAGGACGGGAAGUGCUUUUUGUGAAGCUGAGGACAGGCAUAGUCCUAAGAAGAGAGAAAAAGCCUCUUGCCAGAAGAGCCUGCAGGUUACCAGAGCUCAUGAAGACAGUAGUAUAGACAGUUCCAAAGGUGGCAACUCAGGUGUGAAGCGCAGGAGAACUAAAGAAUUAGCCAGGGACAGCCCAGUUAAAAAACGAUGUCGUGUCAGUCAAAAGCAACGGCUCAGUGAAUAUGACUUUGACUGUCAGGACACUGCAGAAGUGCAAGAGGAAGAAGGGAUAGCUGCCCCCAUCCAUUCAGAAAACCUACUUGGGGAAGUCGAGGAGGAGAAUUCUAAAAGGAAUGGGCAGUCCGUCAUCCCAGCCAGCAGGACCCCAUCCAAGAAAGAUGGCAACUUUGUCCGUCUCAAUCUCAAGAAGAAAUCCCAUGUGAAAGGAUACGCCUUGAAAGGAAGACUGCUUCGCAAGCAGGUAUGGAAGCAGAAGUGGCAAAAAAAGGGAGAACAGUUUGGAGGGGGCGGACGGCACUUGGACCGGAGCUGCGAUACUUGCUUCAGAUGCGGAGGGCUUGGUCACUGGGCUUCACAGUGCAAGGGCAGAGAACAGCUCCCAGCCAGUGAUCCCCCACAGGAUGGAAAUGGCUGUGCCGCAGAAGAGGCGGUGCCGCUGCUCACUCUAGAAGAAGUGGCUGAGAUGACCAACACAGCCUACAGCAAGAUCUCAGCUGAAGUGAGUGAGAGCAGCCCAAAACAGCUUGCACAGGAGGAAGAGGGUUACCUGCUUGUGCAGAGGCCUGUGUAUGAUCUUCCCCCUCCACCUGCACCAGUGCGGCCUCUCUGCGAGCUGGGGCAAGAUGGGAAGGUGAGAGAGACCCCUCCUGAAGUGUUCCGUGCUCUGUCUGAGCUGGGCUACACCUCCUUCCGACCAGGACAAGAAACUGCGGUGAUGAGGAUACUCUCAGGGCUCUCAACACUGGUGCUCCUGUCAACAGGAAUGGGCAAAUCUCUCUGUUACCAGCUUCCUGCAUACCUGUACGCAAAGCGGUCUGAAUGCAUCACAUUGGUAAUAUCCCCACUGGUGUCCUUGAUGGAUGACCAAGUAUCUGGUCUUCCCCAGCGCCUUAAAGCAGUCUGCAUACACUCCAAUAUGUCCAAGGCCCAGAGAGAGGCUGCUAUGGAAAGGGUAAAGGCCGGGAAGGUCCACGUGCUCUUGCUGUCCCCAGAGGCCCUAGUUGGGGGGGGCUUCUCUGGCUCCAGCUGCCUCCCCCCUGCAGAUCAGCUCCCCCCAGUGGCUUUUGCCUGCAUCGAUGAAGCCCACUGUGUCUCAGAGUGGUCCCACAAUUUCCGCCCUUGUUAUUUGCGGCUCUGCAAGGUUCUUCGGGACCGCUUGGGUGUGCGCUGCUUCUUGGGCUUGACGGCCACUGCCACAGUGUCUACAGCACAGGACGUAGCUCAUCACUUGGGCAUCCCAGAGGGCGAGGGGAUUGCUGUGCGCUCCGCUGCUGUCCCGCCAAACCUGCAUCUCUCUGUCUCUAUGGACAGAGACAAAGACCAGGCCCUGGUGCGCUUGCUGCAAGGAGGGAGGUUUGGGAGCCUGGACUCGGUCAUCGUUUACUGUACACGCCGAGAAGAGACGACUCGGAUUGCAGCGCUGAUCCGCACGUGUCUCCAGGGUGUAAAGCUGAAGGAACCUGCUGCUGCGGAGGGGCAGGAGGAAGAUGACAAUGCCACCGGGAGGAGGAAGAAGGCAAAGGCUAAAAAGAGCAUUCGCCGUCCCUUGAAAUGGAUCGCCGAUUCCUAUCAUGCUGGAAUGUCUGCUGCUGAGCGCCGUCGUGUGCAGAACAACUUCAUGUCUGGCCAGCUGCGGGUGGUGGUGGCCACAGUGGCCUUUGGCAUGGGACUGGACAAGUCUGAUGUGCGCGGUGUGGUGCACUACAACAUGCCCAAGAACUUUGAGAGUUAUGUGCAGGAGAUCGGGCGGGCAGGAAGAGAUGGCAAGCCAGCCCAGUGCCACCUCUUCCUACAUCCAGAGGGUGAGGAUCUGCAUGAGCUGAGGAGACACGUCUACGCGGACACCGUUGACUACUUGGCCACGAAGAGGCUGGUGCAGAAGGUUUUCCCUCGCUGCAAGUGCCGGGAACUUCACCAGAGACAGCAGGAGAUCAACAAGAGCCCUGAAGUGGAGGAUGCAGAGAUGUUGGCUGUUUUGGACACAAGUAGGGAGGAGCAGCUUGACCUCGAGGGUGGAAAGCCAAGAGCGUGCCACAAACAUGAGCGGGCCGUUCCCAUACAACCAACGGUGGAGGCCCUGGACUUCCGAGAAGAAGGCAUAGAGACGCUUCUGUGUUACCUGGAAUUGCACCCCCAGCACUGGGUGGAGCUGCUGCACCCCACCUUCUCCUCGUGCCGGGUGGUGUGCUAUGGCGGACCUCAAGAGCUGCGUACAGUUGCUCGAAGGUGCCCCCCUCUGGCAGUCUGCCUGGCCCAGCAGCGCCUCAGAGGGAUUGAUCUCACACACGCCAGUUCUGUGGAGUUUGAUGUCAUUGAGCUGGCUGACUCCAUGGGCUGGGAGGUCCUGCCUGUGAAACGUGCCCUUCGCCAGCUGCAAUGGAACCUGCAGCAGCAGAAUGGUUCCCACGUGCCUGGGAGGAGCAGAGUCCUGGUGGAGUUCAGCGAGCUCUCCUUCCACCUGCGCUCCUAUGGCGAUCUCACCGGUCGGGAGCUGGACUCUGUGUGUGACUUCCUGCACUGCCGCGUGAUGGGCCGUGAAAAGGCAGCCCUCCGCCAGCUCCAGCUUUGCUUCCAAGCCUUCCAGAGUGUGGCUUUCCAAUCCAGUGCCUUGUGUUCUGGCUGUGGGGACGAGGGGAGGAGCUCCCAACUGAAGUCCCUGCUGAUGGAUUAUUUUGAGAAGGAGAGGAUGCGAAAGGAGGCAGGCCCUGAGUUCCAGGAUGGAGAGCAGGGCAUUGAGAGUCUUCAGGAUGCUAAACUACGGGAUUGGGAGGAGCAGAUCCGAGCUGACAUCCGCCAGUUCCUGUCCAUCCGCCAAGAUGAGAAGUUCUCAGGCAGGGCCGUGGCCAGGGUGUUCCAUGGCAUCGGGAGUCCCCGUUAUCCUGCACAAGUUUAUGGCAGAGAUCGGCGUUUCUGGAGGAAGUACAUCCAUUUUGACUUCAACAAGAUCAUGCAGUUGGCCACGAAAGAAAUCAUCCACUGGAAAUGACUUAGCCUGCAUGGGUAUGUCCGUUGCCAAAGAGACAUGCUGAAGACACAGGUGCCCAGCACUUCAGGUUUCCCUCGAGCCUGUGUGUGGAUUGUCUUAAUUGCAGAAUGAAACCAACUACAUGCCAGUCCAUAAUCACAGGCCCGGGACCCCAUGGGCUGUCCUCCCAGCCUGUAGGUUGCCUCAGGCUUCUCUGCACCGGCUUCUCCAUUACCUUGGAGUCAUUUGUUUUGUUUUUCAUUUCCACAUACCUGCUUCAUUCUGCUGGCAGUGGUGCAUUCCCUACAGCACAAGGAAACCUCCCCUGAUGCAAGCGAGCCGUUGAGGCUCUAUUAGCCUCCUGCAUUGGAGGAAGCAGAAAGGAUCCACGGGAAGCCCGUCUAUGGUGUAUAAAUCCUCUUCUUUUAAUGACUGUUCUUUUAUUGGACUGUUCUGAUAAAGGGCUUGUUUUGACUCAAGGGAGGGUUUCUAAGAUUCCCUUUUCUAUCUUUUUUUCUUAGAGAUUCUUAUUAUUUUUAUUUCCAUGCUCAACUCUAAGCGCAGUGUAGUAAAUCUCGACGGGUGUUGCUGAACGCCUUCCCUUCCGCCUUCAGAUGCAGGUGUUGGGGGUGGGGAGGAAGGCCGGGUUGCUGGCAACGGGGGAGAGGAUUCGCACUGAGUGCUUGCUCCCGGAUAAGAUGCUUGGAGCCGACUUGCUGGCCAUCUUCCGCAAGAAAAAGCAAGCAGUCCUGCGUGUGCCGCUGCAGUUGGAAUCAGACCCCUUUUUGACCUGUGUCAGGCUGGGUGGAGGGGGGUGGGGUUCCAGGUGAGGAUUGUUUUUGUGUGAUAAAUUUUAUCCUCAGUUGAUAAUCUG